GCAUUCGACUAAUUCUUCACAAGCCGGACCCCGAUCUUGAACGGUCUGCACUUGGCGAACAGUCGGGCUUCACUGGGAGAUUGAUGCGGGACUAAAGCUUCGAACGGGCAGCUUUUGACAGCUUUCCAUCGAAAGAAAUGCAGACCGGCACUUCCAAGAUCUCAUUCGGGCUCAAAAAAAGCGGUGACGUGCCACCUCAGGCUGGAACUAGCAAGAAGCCAUUCAAGCUCAAGCUCGGCAGCGCAGCAUCAUUAACAAAGGAAGAGGCCUCCUCGGCCACAAGACCACCUGCAGCACUUUCGUUGGGAGGCGAAGACUUGGAAGAGGAUGUUGACGAUGCGCCAUCUGCCACCGCCACCGCCAAACGAGAGCCUAAAAAGGGUGCCUCCAAGGGCAACACUUUAGGAAUAGGUUCCAAAGCUGCCCCUGCAUCUAGGAGCUCGCAGCUAGCACAAGAUGCUGCGCUCGUUGUUGAUGCAAGUAUAUUUGAUUAUGAUGCAGCGUAUGAGAAGAUGCAGCAAGCCAAACAUGCGGUCAAGGAACGCAAGGAUGCGGAGAAGGCAGAGCGAAAGCCAAAAUACAUCGGGAACUUCCUCGACAGCGCCGAGCUGCGCAAGCGAGAUCGAGCGCGUGCCGAAGCGAAGAUGAUUCAACGCGAGCGCGAGCGAGAAGGCGACGAAUUCGAAGAGACGGAGGUUUUUGUAACGGACGCGUAUCGAGAGCAGCUGGAGGAGAUCAAGCGCCUGGAGGAGAAGGAAGCGAAAGAGGAAGAAGAGCUGCGAAAUAAAGCCAAGUCUGGCGGUCCGAGUUUCUUCAAGGAGAUGCUACAAGCGCAAGAUCAAGACCACGAAGCGAUCGUCCAGGCGGUAGAGGCGAGCACGAGGGCGGGAGAAGCGGGGAGAAGCGAUAAAGGGAAGGAAAAGGCGACAGGGAGCGACACGCAAAAGGGCAGCAAGAAGAGUGAUCUGGAGCUGGCGCGCGAUGCACGUGCCAAGGGCCUGCAAGUCGAGCUGAACGACGAGGGCGAGCUGGUGGAUCGCCGCGACGUGCUGAGUCGAGGGCUGAACGUCAUCCGGACCGAGCGGAACGCACAGGCCGACAUGAACCGCGUGAGCAACCGCUCCGCCAACGCGCCGUCCUCCCAGCUGCACGGUGCUGGCUUCGAUGCGCGCGUGAGCCAAAAUGCGCGGCGGGACCAGCGGGCACGGCAGACGCUGCUGAUUGAGCAGCAGAUGCUGGAGGAGGAGCGCAAGCGCGCGGCAGAGGAGGAGCAUGAGCGAGAGGAGCGCAAGAAGCGGAUCAUGGGUGUCGCCACGGCCGAGGACGUCGCGAAGCGAGCGGAGAAGGUCAACAGUGCACGAGAGCGCGCAUUGGAGAGAAAACGCAAGCGAGAAGAGGAAAAGGCGCAGGCGGGAGCAUAGGGUGGUCCCACAAGAUAGGUAGCACGCGAAUGGGACUGAGUCUUGAUGGCUCUAUCGGCUACGCGUGUCUCGCCUAUGUAUUCCCGCCGGCUUUAAAUUUGGUUGGGCCACUAUCAACUGUGCUGCGUGCGCGUUGCCCAAUGCAUCAUGAAGCCUUCGAUGUGGGCGAAUGUGCGAAAGUUACAGCUGCAUGGCAGUUAAUACCAUUUUUUUCAAAGCUCACGCUAGGAUGGCAAAAUAAGGACUCCUUAAGAUCGUCAGAUUAUGUG
Molecule: messenger RNA, 1690 nt
Organism: Tilletiaria anomala UBC 951
Lineage: Eukaryota; Fungi; Basidiomycota; Exobasidiomycetes; Georgefischeriales; Tilletiariaceae
Exons: 2
Coding region: 138-1421 (427 amino acids)
Biological process (GO): regulation of alternative mRNA splicing, via spliceosome
Source: RefSeq, a predicted model, not a curated record